AUGGACUACGACAGUCUCUACGACAAGGACCAUGCCAGUCCCGUUAGCCCCGUCAGUCCGACCGCCCCUCCCAGGGUAUCCCCAUGGCGCCGCCGCAUGCGCCUCCUCGGCUCGACCGUGACCAUCCUGGCCAUCGCAGGGGCAGCCGUGGCUGCAGUGGUCGUCGUGCUCGGACUUGGGCUCGGCCUCGGACUCGGCUUGGGCCUCCACCACGACCACUCCUCCGCUUCCGCCGCCUCGACGAAUGCGACGAAUUCCACAACCAUGCCGCUCCAGCGGGUCCAGACACCCGACUCCAGCACGUACUUUAUGGACAUGACCAUGCAGAACCAGCCGCCCACCACCCGCUACUAUGACUUUGUCGUCGAGGAGCGCAUCGGCGCCCCCGACGGCACGGAGAAGGACAUGCUCGUCGUCAACGGCGAGUCUCUUCCCUCCCAUAUCUCCGCUGUCCCACUCAUUCAUCCUCCCGCAAUUAUUGUUAAUGUCACGAACAAGAUGCCCAACGCAACUGCUAUCCACUGGCACGGCUUAUACCAACGAAACACCAAUUUUUAUGAUGGCACGGAUGGAAUCACGCAGUGUGGUAUACCCCCCGGAGAAUCUAUGGUCUACAACUUUACGUUCGACGAUUACGUCGGUAGCUCUUGGUGGCACGCACAUUACGACACCCAGUACAGCGACGGCAUUGUCGGUGGCCUCGUCGUCCACAGCCAAAACGAAUCCGUCCCUCAGUACGAUGGCGAUCUGCUCAUCUUGAUGUCGGAUCUGUAUCACGGCUUCUCCACAGCGCUUUUGAACUACUACUUUACGCCGGGUGGUAUCGACGGGAAUCCAGGAAACGAGCCCGUCCCUGAUGGAGGCACCAUCAAUGGUGUCGGCCAGUACGGCUCGUACAACUCGACGUUCUUCAACGCCACCCUGGAAGCGAACAAGACGUAUCGGAUUCGGAUCGUCAACCCGGGCUCGUUCGUCGCGCUGUCGUUCUCAGUGGACAACCACACGCUGACGGUGAUCGAGGCGGACGGCACGCCCGUCGAGCCGUUCGAGGUCACCAGCCUCUCGGUCGCCGUCGCGCAGCGCUACAGUGUGCUUCUGACGACGAACGAGACCGCCGGCGCGUACUGGAUGCGGGCAGACCUUGACCAGACUGCGUUCACGUACAACAACCCCGGGUGCGAGACAGAGAUCCGCGGCGUCCUUCGCUAUGGAGUCGCCAACGACACGAUGCCAGACAUUGAGCUCCUGGACAACCCGCCCGCCCUGCCGAGCGGCGCCCCGGGCGCGCUGAACGAAUCCAGCCUCGUCCCCGUGGGCGGGGGACCCACGCCCGAUGUAACAUUCUCGACUUACUUCACAAUAUCGAUGGAGUACGCGGAUGUAGCGAACGACGAUUCACCGUACCUAGCAUUCAUCAAUGAGACGUCGUGGGCGCCGCUGACAAACACGUCGAGUCUGUUCGCGCACCUCGGGAACGACACGACGUCGGGCUCGGCGAACUGGGACGGGUCGCAGCUGAUCACGACAAUUGACGAGGUGUCGACGGUGGAGAUGAUCAUCGACAAUCUGGACGACGGGGACCACCCGUUCCACUUGCACGGGUACAAGUUCUGGGUGAUGGGCUCGGGCAGCGGGCGGUGGCAGGGUGAGAGUGUGAACAACACGGCGCCGAUGUUGCGUGAUACGGUGGUGAUCCCGACGUAUUCGUGGAUGAUCCUGCGCUUCCAGGCGGACAAUGCGGGGUACUGGGCAUUCCAUUGUCACAUCUCGUGGCACAUGGCUGCUGGGCUGUUGUUCCAGUUCAACGUGCUGCCGUCUGUGAGCCAAAAGUUUGUGAUACCGCAGUACAUGGUGGACCAGUGCGCGCAACAGACGGUGUGA
Molecule: messenger RNA, 1881 nt
Organism: Fibroporia radiculosa
Lineage: Eukaryota; Fungi; Basidiomycota; Agaricomycetes; Polyporales; Fibroporiaceae
Exons: 17
Coding region: 1-1881 (626 amino acids)
Molecular function (GO): copper ion binding; oxidoreductase activity
Source: RefSeq, a predicted model, not a curated record